AUCGCAUUGCCGAGCCGCUCAAACGAUCGUACAUCGUGGUCGUCGUCGCUAACUGUGGACUCAACAUUCGUUCCCAUUCAUAUUCAGUCAGUCUUUGACUAAGCGUCGCAGUUGUCAUCGCAGCGGGCACUGUGGUUACUGCUACUGUUUCGGAUUCUGAAUCGGAUUCUGAUUCUGUCUGUUAGGUUCCUUCGGUUUCGGGUUUGGAGAACGCUAGAAGCUAUUCUUCUAUUGAACGGAUACGGAUGCGGCUUUGAUUGCACACACUCACACACACACACUCACACUCACACACAAUAGGCAGCCAGCAAUUACGAAUCUCCAGUACGAGUGCAAAAGUGCAAUGUCUGGAUGUGAUUAAAAGUAAAGUUCAGCAUGUUCUAUUGUUUUCGGAACCAUGACGAGAUCGACAUUACCAACAACAACAACAACAAGAACAACAUCGAACGGAGCUUCUGAUUUUGAUUAGAGAGAUCGCAGAUCGAAGAAAAUAUGCAGCAAUAAAGAGCUUUAAUAGCAACAAAUAUAAUCAAUGUGCAAUAUAGCUAAAAUAUUUAUAAAAUAUUCUAGAAAAAAGAAAAUAUCAAUUAGUUUUAUAUAUAUUAUAAUUAAAAUCAAUUCAAAUGCCGGUUAGUGAUAAUAGUUUUACACAUAUAUAUAAAUAUAUGUUAUGCAGUGCAAUGUUGUCAAUAAAUAAAUAAGUAAUUAAGUGAAUAAAAAUGCCCAAAAUGCUAGUUGAAAGUCCAUUAACAACAAAAACAACAACAACAGCUACAGAACGGAUCUUCUAUUGGAUUUAAAAACAAUACGCAAAAAACAAGCCUCCGAUGGUAAUGGCCGUGAUACUGUUGCUCGCCCUGGCAGUUGUACUCGGUUGCUAUUGCGCGAUUCAUAGGCAAAAGAUCGGUGCGAUUUAUUUGAAGCCGCUGCUUAAGAAUACGCCGCUGGAGGAUUGUUAUCAUGCCACGCCCAUCGAGCAGCGGAAGCGUCGCAGCAUCUGGGAUAUACCCGGACCGCAGCGGAUACCAUUUCUGGGCACCAAAUGGAUAUUCCUCCUGUUCUAUCGGCGCUACAAAAUGACAAAGCUGCAUGAGGUCUACGCAGAUCUGAAUCGACAGUACGGUGACAUUGUGCUCGAGGUGAUGCCCUCGAAUGUGCCCAUUGUGCAUCUGUAUAAGCGCGAGGAUCUGGAGAAGGUGCUCAAGUAUCCCAGCAAGUAUCCCUUUCGCCCGCCCACCGAAAUCAUUGUAAUGUAUCGACAAUCCCGACCCGAUCGCUAUGCCAGCGUGGGGAUCGUCAACGAGCAGGGACCGAUGUGGCAGCGAUUGCGCUCCUCGCUCACCUCCAGCAUCACCUCGCCGCGCAUCCUGCAGAACUUUCUGCCCGCCCUGAACGCCGUUUGCGAUGAUUUCGUUGAGCUGCUGCGUGCCAGACGGGAUCCCCAGACCCAGGUGGUGCCCAACUUUGAGGAGCUGGCCAAUCUGAUGGGUCUGGAAGCCGUUUGCACCCUGAUGCUGGGCCGGCGAAUGGGCUUCCUGGCCGCCAAUGCCAAGCAGCCGGAGAAGAUAAGCCAACUGGCGGCGGCUGUCAAGCAGCUGUUCAUCUCGCAGCGCGAUUCAUAUUACGGCCUGGGCCUGUGGAAAUACUUUCCCACCAAGACGUACCGGGAGUUUGCGCGUGCCGAAGACUUGAUCUAUGAUGUCAUCUCGGAGAUCAUUGACAACGAGCUGGAGGAGCACAAGAAGUCGGCGGCCUGCGAAGAUGAGGAUGCGGCGGGCCUGCGCAGCGUAUUCCUAAACAUACUCGAGCUCAAGGAGUUGGACAUACGGGACAAGAAGUCGGCCAUUAUUGACUUUAUAGCCGCGGGCAUUGAAACGCUAGCCAACACACUGCUCUUUGUGCUCAGCUCCGUGACGGGAGACGCUUCGGCUAUGCCUCGCAUACUCAGCGAGUUCCUUGAGUAUCGGGACACGAACAUCCUGCAGGAUGCGCUCACGAAUGCCACAUACACCAAGGCGUGCAUUCAGGAAUCGUAUAGGCUGCGGCCCACAGCCUUCUGCCUGGCACGCAUACUCGAAGAGGACAUGGAACUGUCCGGCUACUCCCUGAAUGCGGGCACUGUGGUGCUGUGCCAGAAUAUGAUCGCCUGCCACAAGGAUAGCAACUUUCAAGAGGCCAACCAUUUUUGUCCCGAACGCUGGAUAGACUCCAGCUCGGGCAACUUUACAGUGAACGUGGACAGUGCCAGCAUCGUGGUGCCCUUCGGUGUGGGUCGACGCACCUGUCCCGGCAAGCGUUUCGUCGAAAUGGAGGUGGUCCUGCUGCUUGCCAAGAUGGUGCUGGCUUUUGAUGUCAGCUUUGUCAAGCCGCUGGAAACGGAAUUUGAGUUUCUGCUAGCCCCGAAGACGCCGCUGAGCUUAAGGCUGCGCGAUCGCGAGUUAUGAAACGCAUUGAUCUUAGGCGUUUGUAUCCAAUAUAAACCCCGAAAGGUAAACAACUCAUAUAGCUAUACGCUCCCAAUUUGGAACCGAUCAAUAGGUAAAUCCUUUUCCCGCAAAAAUUUCAAUUUCUUAUGGUUUUUCUUAAUACCCAAAUUGUUCACAACCCUUUAAAGAUCAUUAAGUAUGGGUACUCCCGCAAAUACAGGGUACCACCUUAAGAGUUCAUCCAAAAAGUAUGCUUUAAAAAUGUAACUUAAAAAUACUUGAACUAGAUUUUCCUUAUUUUCAUAAAGUUUCAACAUGUGAGCGUCUUUCAUAUGAGUUAAGUAAAAAACUAGAAAACAUAAAAAAAAAAACAAAUAUAACCCAGAAAUCUAACAAAAGUGAAGAAAACACCAAAC
Drosophila montana is the source of this 2842-nucleotide messenger RNA. It is a transcript of the gene shd, whose product is annotated as shade. The record is from RefSeq and is a predicted model, not a curated record. The transcript has 7 exons. NCBI's taxonomy places the organism in Eukaryota, Metazoa, Arthropoda, Insecta, Diptera, Drosophilidae. Bases 828 to 2444 code for a protein of 538 amino acids. Gene Ontology annotation, molecular function: monooxygenase activity; heme binding; oxidoreductase activity, acting on paired donors, with incorporation or reduction of molecular oxygen.